AUGUUGAGUGAAGAAGAGUUUACUGUAUUUCAAAACCAACUUGUUGAGCUUGGCCAGGAAAACUUCAAACUUAAGGAACAAUUAGAUAAUCUGCAGGCAGCUAAUGCAGAAUUACCAAAAUUAAAACAACAAAUUGAGCAAUGUGAAAAACAAAGAGACGAAAUGAGGAUGAGGCACACACAAUCAGUAGAUGUCCUUAAAGAAGAACUUGGCAAACUUCAGCAACAAGCUGCAGAAGUGGCUGCAACUAACUCAAAACGUGUUUCUGAUCGAAUUACCGAGGUUAACCAGCAAAUUACUGAAGUUCAAAAGCAAACUAAAGAUAAGGAAGGCCAACUAGAGCAGCUCAAGCAGCAAUUAAAGACACACGAACUCAGAAUUCAGCAAAAAUCAUCAAAACUUGAAACUCUUAAAGCUAGAGCUCAGAAAUACAUUCCAGUUAUGAAAUUCCUCGAGAACUCAAGAGCGAUGCCAAUGUACAUUGAAGAUUUAAACAGCAAAAUUUAUUCCAUGAGAAAAGCCAAAGAAGCCGAUGAAAAAGCUCUUGCCGAGUUAGAUCAAAAGGUUACAGAUCUCCAUCGUGAAAAUGACGACCUUGGUAAGAAGAUAAAGGACAGAGCCCAAGAUAUCGCAGAUUCAGAAAAGAAACUCAAACUUACACAAGAAAAAAUAUCAGCAGCUAACAGCGAAAUCGAAUCUACAAAGAAAGCUAUUGCCGAAGCUGAAAUGAAGCUUACAGCUGCUAAAGAAGCUCAAAUCAAGAUAAUUGGUCAAAGAAACGAAGAACUUCAGAAGAUAAAAGCUGAAAGGGAACAGUUAGAAGCCCAAAUCAAAGAACAAGAGGCCGAAAAAGUAAAUCUUCAAUCGAAAAUUUCCGAAUUACACGCUAAAACCGAAGAAGAGCUCUCUAAACAUAAUGAGAAGAUCACAAAACUACGUAAGAAACUCAACAACAUCAAGGAAACCGGUACAGAUGACGAAAUUCCUCGAGUUGACAAAGAACUUCAAGAGCAAAUCAACCGAAUUAUCGAUGAAAAGGCAUCACUCAAGGAUAAGUCCCAGAUGCUCCUUCAAGCAAUCGAGCUUGUCAAAGAAGAAAUUCGAGAUAAAGAUUUGGAAAUACAAACGUUAACUCUUAAACAACCGCCUACCGCAAAAAUUUUGGCCAUGCCAGAAUUCCAACAGAAACAACUUUUACUUGAAGAACUCGUUCUCCAGAACAGAGAAUUGAAGAAUACGUUCUCUAAUAUGACAGAAAGGAUCGCACAGAUGAAAGAAGAGGCUGCUAAGCUUCGAAAGGCAAUCCAAGAAAAAUCAAAGUAA
Messenger RNA from Trichomonas vaginalis G3, 1323 nucleotides. RefSeq lists its product as uncharacterized. The transcript has a single exon. The record is from RefSeq and is a predicted model, not a curated record. NCBI's taxonomy places the organism in Eukaryota, Parabasalia, Trichomonadida, Trichomonadidae. The coding region runs from base 1 to 1323 and encodes 440 amino acids.